Molecule: messenger RNA, 384 nt
Organism: Raphanus sativus (radish)
Lineage: Eukaryota; Viridiplantae; Streptophyta; Magnoliopsida; Brassicales; Brassicaceae
Product: GPI-anchored protein LLG1-like
Exons: 1
Coding region: 1-384 (127 amino acids)
Source: RefSeq, a predicted model, not a curated record
AUGAAUCUCAUCAAAUUCCUCUCUAGCUCUCUUUCCUUGUUUCUUCUACUUUCAGUUUUCAUCUCAGAUGGCGUUUACACCGUGUAUUCAUCAAGAAACCUGCUUCAGGCCGGAAAAACUCCAUGUCCAAUAAACUUUAAGUUUAUGAACUACACGAUCAUUAUAAACAGCCGAUGCAAAGGUCCCCAUUUCCCACACGUGGAAUGUUGUGCUGCCUUCAGGGACUUCGCGUGUCCAUACAGAAACCUCGUAAACGACGAGAGCACCGAUUGUCUAACCCUUAUGCUCAGCAACAUCAGACUCUAUGGUCGAUACCCGGUUGGACUGUUUUCAAGCUACUGCCUACAAGGCAAACAACAUCUCGAUUGCCCGGGUCAAGCAUGA